CAUUUCUCAUUCUUAACAACAUAACUCUGCUACUCUCCACUACAAUCAAUGCGAAAAAUGAGGAGACAAAUCUUCUUUCGUCUUCUCCUACUGAGCCUCCUACUCGCAGCUUCCCCAAUCAAUCAUCUCACUGCUAGUGUUCAGGCCAUUCCGCCAGCUCAUGUCAAGCUCCGAACCUUACGACCCAGCUCGAUGCCACAUUCUGGGCAUGACAUGCCUUCAUGGGAUGAAGAUAAAAGGACUCAAAAAAGCCCAUCAGGGCCGAACCCCGUAGGGAAUCACCGACCACCAUCUAAAACAUAAAGUGACGGUGGGAUGGAUGGACACAGCUAUUCGGCAUCAGUCAUGGUUUCUUAGGAGUCAUGACCUCUUGGGAGAUCCCGGUUUCCAGGAACAUUGUAGUUGUACAAAAUGGGGUUUAAUAAUUGAAUAUUUGUACCUUAUAAGUUGUUAUAUUAGCCAUCAUUAAGUUCUCAUUGCAUUUAGUAGUCUAAUUAAAUAUCAUUCCUAUUUCUUUUUCUACUUCC
Prosopis cineraria is the source of this 527-nucleotide messenger RNA. RefSeq names its product CLAVATA3/ESR (CLE)-related protein 46. The record is from RefSeq and is a predicted model, not a curated record. The transcript has 3 exons. NCBI's taxonomy places the organism in Eukaryota, Viridiplantae, Streptophyta, Magnoliopsida, Fabales, Fabaceae. The coding region runs from base 49 to 303 and encodes 84 amino acids.